Messenger RNA from Spizellomyces punctatus DAOM BR117, 1281 nucleotides. RefSeq lists its product as uncharacterized. Lineage: Eukaryota; Fungi; Chytridiomycota; Chytridiomycetes; Spizellomycetales; Spizellomycetaceae. The record is from RefSeq and is a predicted model, not a curated record. The transcript is spliced from 2 exons. The coding region runs from base 1 to 1173 and encodes 390 amino acids.
AUGCCGUUUCUCUCCCCAGUAUCAAUAUUUCGCGCCCAUAUUCCGCUUCCUGUAGGGCCAGUAGUCGUUCGUGCUCCAGGGAAUGGUGGUGUCGCGAUGAAGACUGAAAUUGCCAUUCCCAGUCAAUCGCAGGGACUACUCGGUCAAGGCGAGAACGCAAGAUGGCACGGAAAACGAACCGACCCGCAAGCGAUUAGUGUGAUUCGCAGCAAUGGAGACUUGUCAGAAACAACGAGAUUGAGAAGACGCCGUUUGCUCCCUCCCAGAGCUCAUGAGGUCGCACCUGUAGGAAGGGACCGCAAGCUUAACAGAGACCAUCAUGAUGACAGGGGAGACAUCCGAAGAGAACAGGCAGGAUUAAGACGCCUUGACGGCGAGCGUUUGCCGCUCAUACACCAAUCGAAUGAUACACUAGAUGAAGAUGGCACCGCAGCAGCCGCAGAAAUACCUGGUUGGGACAACCGACAAUCCUCUGAUUCCGCACAAUCGCGGGAUACAGAGUCAAGUCAUUACCGGAGGACGGAUAUGUACAGAUCGAUAUCAAAUGAUCACGCUUCCGGCGACCAGGAGAGUUCCUUGGGAUCAAUGUAUGUGGUGGUCCGGCCAUGGGGAUCGCGGAUCCGUCGUCAUCCGGAGAUUGUUCUGAGUGAGAUGCAGGAUGUGAAUACCGAUACAGCAUCUAGUUUACGAGCGAACCCAAGAGGUGACUUGAAAACCGUUCGCACGCAGGCUGAGCCUGUUGACGGGAGGUUGUGCGCAUCCUUUCUAGUUCCGAGUCUCCCACCACUAUCAUCAGCGUCCUCGUUUCCAGUUUACGCCGCGCCUUUCAAGGCUGCACAUCCUUUCGGCUAUGCCACGAUGCCAGGUUCAGACGAUCCUUUCCUCACUAUGGUAUUAGACCCAUCUCAAAGAAGGUUGGCAAGUAUCGCAACAAGUUUCUUAGGGACUGGAGCCGGGAAAUAUACCUCCUUUAUUCCGUAUCCACUUCUGCGUUUAGCAGCGAUUACUGACAGCCAGCAGUCGUUAGACGUCGUGCCUUCUAGAUUAGGCUCAGAUGAAUCUGACGUUCAUUAUAGAUCUCUUUCAGAUACUUUGAGAAGUGUAGAAACGAUGCGGCUAGUGCUUGAGAGCAUGCGACCGUUAUUGGGUCUGCGGCCGUCAAGUGAAACGUGAAAAAGUGUAAACCGCCUGUUUACACUAGUUCAAGUCAACUAUACUGAUCUAGGUAGUCGUUUACAUAGUUAUAGUUUGUAUGUAGACCACAUGGAAAAUAAACGCCAG